This is a messenger RNA of Trametes versicolor FP-101664 SS1, 1614 nucleotides long. RefSeq lists its product as uncharacterized. The record is from RefSeq and is a predicted model, not a curated record. Bases 188 to 1555 code for a protein of 455 amino acids. NCBI's taxonomy places the organism in Eukaryota, Fungi, Basidiomycota, Agaricomycetes, Polyporales, Polyporaceae. The transcript is spliced from 3 exons.
GCACAUUGCUCCCUUGGCGCUCCGGGCUCAAGGAACGUGUAUGCUACGCGAAGUUGCACGUUGCAAGGGCACCGAGGUGUAGCAGGUAGAGUGACCCCUACUUAUCUGAUCUACUGCGGUCCUUGUUUACAGGUGUGCAAACGGCGAUCAUGAUAAACAACGCAACGGCGCCUGCAUUGCUACUCUGAUGUCAAGCGACACGCCCGCACCACGGUCAAUUCCAGUUGCUCCGCCUCUGGAGCAGUACCUCAUCGCUUUGCGCGAUGCCAUUACCCACAGGCCUCCUUACUGUCAGGGCACCAUUCCUCUUCCAGCAGAUGCCUUCACGCUGUUCUAUGGCAAAGACGCAAGCGCACGUCGCAUAAACCUGGCACACGCGUCCCCCGACGAGUUGCAACACCUCGCAGAGACAUGCGAUCCUGCGACCUUCGGAAUGGGUCAGAAGGACGUGUACGACGAGACGUACCGCAAAGCUGGGAAGCUCGACGCGUCUGAUUUCGCGCUCAAGUUCUCCACGGAGGCCCUCGGCCUACUGGACGCCGUGCACGCCGAGCUCCUCGUAGAGGGCGGAAAGAAGGCCACAGACGCUAUCCGCGCGGAGCUGUACAAGCUGAACGUCUACGGACCACAGUCGUUCUUCAAGGCGCACGUCGACACCCCGCGCAGCGAGCUCAUGUUCGGCUCCCUCGUGCUCGUGUUCCCGACCCCGCACGAAGGCGGCGCACUCGUGCUCCGCGAACGCACAGAAGAGAAGACCCAGGAGUGGACGUUCGACUCCGCCGCGCACCUCGCGGAGGCCCGCUCGCCGUCCCUCGCCUACGUCGCGUUCUACAGCGAUGUCGAGCACGAAGUCAUGCCCGUCCAAUUCGGGCAUCGCGUGACCAUCACGUACAACCUGUACCACAUCCAGGACGCCCCCACCGCCCCGCCCCCUGCAGCGCACCCCGUCGCACCGCACGAAGCCCCAUUCCGGGACGCGCUAGAGCGCCUCCUCCGCGAUCCGGUGUUCCUGCCCGAAGGCGGAAACCUCCUGUUCCCUCUGCGCCACCAAUACCCCCUCUCGACGUCCCCCAAGACGGACUCGGAAGGGCGCUCGGCGCUGCGCGGCGUCGCCGCGCGCCUCAAGGCGAGCGACGCGCUCGUGCUGCACACCGCCCGCGCGCUGGCCCUCGACGCCGCGCCCCGGAUAGUGUACGAGGACCGCAGCAAGUACUGCGGGGUGCAGCACGUGAUGUGCGACCGCGUCGUGCGGCUGGAAGAUGUAAAGCCGUGGGUCGAGCGGCCGCUGCACGAGCACCUGAUGCGCGAGGCGCGCGGGGUCGUGCUGAACCCGGAUGGGCAGUUGGAGGGGUGGCUGGAGGGCGAGGUGGGGAAAGUUGCGAAGGUGCAUUGGGUGGGGGCGGGAGCGGGGGAAGGGGAUGCGGAGUGGCGGGUGGGUGCGGCGAGGACGACGUAUUUGGCGUAUGGGAACGAUGCGGAUGUUGAGCAUACGUAUUGGAAGGUCAGUUUGCUUGUUAGGGUCGGGCCGGCGGGGAGGAGGGAGACUGCGACUUGAGUUGCGCGUAUUGGUGAGUGUUUCGGUCUCAUAGGUCCUUGGUGCAUGAAUAAAGUAAC